Messenger RNA from Jaminaea rosea, 1608 nucleotides. Its product is annotated as MFS general substrate transporter. The transcript is spliced from 2 exons. Gene Ontology annotation, biological process: transmembrane transport. Gene Ontology annotation, molecular function: transmembrane transporter activity. Bases 1 to 1608 code for a protein of 535 amino acids. The record is from RefSeq and is a predicted model, not a curated record. Gene Ontology annotation, cellular component: membrane. Lineage: Eukaryota; Fungi; Basidiomycota; Exobasidiomycetes; Microstromatales.
AUGGAUGGUCGACCUUCCCGUCAGCUUCCCCGCGUCCUUUCCUCGACGAAAGAAGUACCUCCUAGCGAUAGCGGCCAUGGACAUGGUGACGCUACGGUGACCAACAACAGCGUCUACAGUCCAGACGAGAUUCACAGAGCCAACAAGAGGGUUCUUUUGAAGACGGACCUCACAGUCUUGCCUCUGAUGUGCGUCAUCAUCAUGCUUCAAUACCUCGACAAGGCCAUUCUCUCGUAUGCGGCCUUGCUCGGCCUCACGCAGGAUCUCCAGCUCAUCAGCAACGAGUACUCGUGGGCUGCCUCCAUCUACUACUUCGGCAUGCUCGCUGGUUUGCCCAUCUGGUGGCUCUUGCUGCAGCGCGUCAGUCUAGCAGCCGUCGUCGGAGGAGCCGUGUCCAUCUGGGGAGCUGUCGCUAUGUGCCACGCCGCUUGCCACGACUACAGCGGCAUUCUCGCUGCAAGAUUCUUCCUCGGCUUCUUCGAGGCAGCCAUCGUACCGGCCUUCAUCAUUCUCGUCGGCCGCGCCUACACCAAGAAGGAAACAAUCAGCCGCACCGCCAUUUGGUACUCGUUCAACGGCGUGGCCCUUAUCAUUGGCGGCGGUGUGUCGCAUGGUCUGCUCACGAGUCGCUCAGCUGCCACAGCUUCCGUUGCCAUCUGGCGUCAGCUCUACCUCAUUCUCGGCGGCAUCACCAUCUUUGUUGGCCUCCUUGCCGCCUUUGUUGUGCCGCUGGAUCCGACGCGAUCCCGCCUUUAUACUGAGCGCGAGCGCAUCGCCGCCCCUUACCGUGAUACCCAUCUAGCCGCAAGCAACAUCGCUCAAGAGACUCACGACUAUCGACGCAUGCUCAAAGACGCUGCAGAGGCUCUCCUUGAUCCACGCCUCUAUAUCAUCUUCCUUGGUCUCACCUUGGGCUCCAUUCCCAAUGGAGGUGUCACGGCCUACUCUCUGCAGCUCAUCUCUGGCUUCGGCUUCCCAGUGGGACAAUCUCUGCUCCUCACUCUGGCUCCUGGAGGCUGUCAAGUCGUAUCCGUCAUCACCUUCAUCGGUGUCGCCCUCUUCACCCGCUCUCGUGCGAUUGGUGGCAUUGUACUACUCGCAGUAGCUAUCGUCGGCGCUGCCCUCAUGUACUCGGCAACGGUAGGCAAGGCGGUCCACAUGGUUGGCUAUACACUCUUGAACUUUGGCUCACCGGCCGUUGUAGCCCUGUACAGCUUCAACUCAGCCGCCGUAGGCUCGCAUGGCAAGCGUGUCGUCUUCGCCGUUGUGGCUCAAGUCGCCUACGCAGCAGGCAACAUCAUCGGACCUCUGACCUUCCUCGCUCAAGAGACGCCAGUCUAUCGCACAGCCAAGAUCAUCAUCAUUGCGACCCUCUGUGGCGCUGCACUCUCUUUGGCUCUCAUCUACGGUAUUCACACCUUCUGGAACAUGCAGCGAGACAAGGCUGGAUACCCUGCCGCCGUUGAGGUUCAAAGCGGACAAAGCAAGAAUCAGAUCAAGGAGACAGCCACGCCAGAAGAGAGCGGCAUCGUACAAGGCGGUGCCGCGAGUGAGCUGCAACACGAGCCCACCGAUUUCAAGGACAAAACAUUCCGCUACGUGCUGUAA